Messenger RNA from Rotaria socialis, 480 nucleotides. The record is from the annotation of a GenBank genome assembly. Lineage: Eukaryota; Metazoa; Rotifera; Eurotatoria; Philodinida; Philodinidae.
AUGUAUCAAAACUUUCGAGUUGUUCUUGAACUAACUGGCAAACGUUUGCAACGCAGACGAGCUAUAGAAAACAAUCGCCACCGUCAAACAAUAAACGAGCCUCCAACAACAUCUAUGCCUCAGGUUGAAGAAGAAUCUAUUGAUGACACAGAGUUAAUACAUGAGCAAUCAAUCAAUGCAGAUGAAAUUAUUGAUUUGAAUACCAAUUUCAAUAUUUCUCAAACUGAAUAUAGUCCAACAGAGCUUCACACAGAUUUAAGCGCACAUUGUAAUUCGUCAAUUUCCACUGACGAUGAAUUAUUAAUAUUCGAUGAUAUACUUCAAUCAAAUGGCAGUAACAAUGUUCAACCUCUCCAUUGUCAUACAAACAUAUCAACAACCAAAUGUUGUCGGCAAUUAGCAAAAAUUUUUCUUGAUUCUAAUACUAGUAAUGUUCACCCUUCUCGCGUUAAUAAAUUGUUCAAUCCUGUCCUUCACUAA